Cyprinodon variegatus (sheepshead minnow) is the source of this 681-nucleotide messenger RNA. RefSeq names its product protein NATD1-like. The record is from RefSeq and is a predicted model, not a curated record. Bases 51 to 440 code for a protein of 129 amino acids. The transcript has 3 exons. NCBI's taxonomy places the organism in Eukaryota, Metazoa, Chordata, Actinopteri, Cyprinodontiformes, Cyprinodontidae.
UCUCGGUCACGCCGCGCAUGCAUCUCGUAUGUUUUCCCUGCUUGAGUUAAAUGGCCUCUAAAUUAACUUCUAGACUCUUUGAAUUGACCCGCCUGGUCUCUUCCUGCCAAACCUCCACCAGCGCCUCCAGCUGCAGCGGACGGUUUACGGUGAAACAUGACCGACAGAACCACCGCUUCACCAUCACCGCGGGAAGCGGCGAAGGAGCCGAUGACUGCGCGGUGCUGAAAUACAAGUUCACAGGCCAGAAGGAGGUGGACCUCAUGUCCACAUUCGUUCCUGAGACGUUUCGAGGCCAAGGCAUUGCAGCAGUGUUGUCAAAGGCAGCCAUGGAUUUUCUUGUAGAGGAGAACCUAAAGGCUCAUGUCUCCUGCUGGUACAUAAAGAAAUACAUUGAUGAGCAGCCUCAGCAGCAGUAUAAAGACUACAUCAUCCCCUGAAGGCAGCUUGUUAUUCCAAAGUGGACCAGACUGCAACCAAUCUACAAUUUAUAUAGAAGCACAAUGCACUUCAAGUGAAAUCAAUUUCAUUUGUUUUGUAAAUCUGUAAAUGAUCAUGAAUUAAAUUUUUGUAGCAAGUUUAGCAAAAAUGUAGACCAUUUUUAAAUAAGCUUUAAAGUUGCCAUUAAUAUGUUUGUAAUUUAUAAAUGAUCUGUAAACUCUAUUCCUAUAUUUUUGUUAA